AUGGGCGCCGGACCGUCCUCGGACGCCGCGCAGCCGCCCCCGGACCGUAUUCGCCGCGGCGUCUCUGGCUGCCUUUCCCGCACGUUCAAGCGCCCGAAGCUCAAGCUCACGAGCCUCGACCCGACACUGCCCAGCGACACGAUGUACGCGUGCAGCCCGCGUAGCAUCCUCGUCUCGGUCCUCACAAGCGACAAGUACGACGCGCUCGUCGCGAUCCCGUUCGAGAGCUUGGAGCUCGCGGCCGUGAUUGGCAAGACCAAGUACGGCGACGUUCAGCGCGCCUCGUACCACGGCACGCCCGUGCUCGUCAAGUACAUGCCGCCAAUGAUCGACCGCGCGACGCGCCGCCUCUUUGCCGACGACCUGCACUUGCUCGUGAGUCUUCGCCACCCCAACAUCGUCCAGUGCAUUGGCGCAAGCUGGUCCUCGCCGCUCAAAGCCUGCUUUGUCAUGGAGUACUUGGACCGCGGCGACCUCUUCAGCUUGCUACGGAACCCGCGCAUUGCGCUCUCGUGGCACACGCACUUGCUAUCGAUUGCGAUCGGCACUGCCCGCGGCCUCGCCUACAUGCACGGCCACUCGCCGCCGCUGCUGCAUCGCAACCUCAAGAGCACCAACAUUCGCAUCGGUGGGGACUACUGCGCCAAGAUAUCGGGGUUCGCGCUGCGGCGCGACCGCGACGUGGGUGUCAUUCGACCGCGCGACAUCUCGUACGUCUGGAUGAGCCCCGAGAUGCUUCGCGGCGACCGCUGCACGCACAAGACGGACGUCUACAGCUUUGGGAUUGUGCUCGCCGAGCUCGAUACGCGCGCGACGCCGUACCACGACGCGAGGCCGGUCGAUGGACCGCUAUUGCAUCGGAUUUUGAACGACGAGCUGCGCCCGACACUGUCGCCAACACCUAUGGAGAGUUUGCAGCGACUCUACAGGCGCUGCGUAGCCGCCGACCCGCGCCAUCGACCACGCUUCGAAGAGAUUCUCGACAUUCUCGAGACCGACGUGUACAACGACGCGGUCGACGUCGCGUCGCCGGCGGUGGACGCGUCGAUUUAUUAG
This is a messenger RNA of Saprolegnia parasitica CBS 223.65, 1056 nucleotides long. Its product is annotated as TKL/DRK protein kinase. Gene Ontology annotation, biological process: protein phosphorylation. The record is from RefSeq and is a predicted model, not a curated record. NCBI's taxonomy places the organism in Eukaryota, Oomycota, Saprolegniomycetes, Saprolegniales, Saprolegniaceae. The transcript is spliced from 4 exons. Bases 1 to 1056 code for a protein of 351 amino acids. Gene Ontology annotation, molecular function: protein kinase activity; ATP binding.